Colletotrichum karsti is the source of this 1482-nucleotide messenger RNA. Its product is annotated as MFS transporter. Gene Ontology annotation, cellular component: membrane. Lineage: Eukaryota; Fungi; Ascomycota; Sordariomycetes; Glomerellales; Glomerellaceae. The transcript is spliced from 5 exons. The record is from RefSeq and is a predicted model, not a curated record. Gene Ontology annotation, biological process: transmembrane transport. Gene Ontology annotation, molecular function: transmembrane transporter activity. Bases 1 to 1482 code for a protein of 493 amino acids.
AUGGCUACCAACGUCCAAACUAGCCGGCCCGGGUCGCCUCAGGACAAGGUCGCUGUCAACCAGAUGGAGCACGUUUUCACUACUGAUGACCCGGCGCUCAUGAAGCAACCGGUCAUCGAGAAAGUGGACGAGUUCGGAGCUCACACCAAGACUGAUCCCAAGGAGAUUGCCCUGGUGAAGAAGAUUGAUUGGUACAUCUUGCCGAUUCUCUGGGUCAUGUACUUCCUCAACUUCUUGGACCGAAACGCCAUGAUCAACGGCAAGUUGAAUGGCCUCCACAAGGACUUGAACUUGAAGGGAACGCAAUACAACACCUGCGUGUCGAUUCUUUUCGUCGGCUACCUAUGUGGCCAAGUUCCAUCGAACAUGAUUCUCAACAGAGUCCGCCCUUCAUAUUACAUGGCCGGGUUCAUGAUGGCAUGGUCCGUCGUCAGUCUAUUGACCUACAAGUGCCAUGACUUCGCGACCAUGCUGGUCUGCCGCUUCCUUCUUGGAAUUACCGAAGCUCCUUUCUACCCAGGCGCUCUUUACAUGCUUUCCAUGUUCUACACUCGCAAGGAAGUGUCUUCUCGUAUGGCCAUCUUCUACACUGGAAACAUGGCCGCCAGUGCUUUCUCUGGUCUUAUUGCAGCUCCCAUCUUCUCCGAGAUGCACGGUAUGCGAGGUCUCCACGGCUGGCAGUGGCUCUUCAUCAUUCAAGGCGCUAUUUCCAUCCUCGUCGCUUUCUUCGCCUUCUUCCUUCUGCCCGACAGCCCCCUCAAGACCCGCUGGUUGACUGAGGAGGAACGCCAGCUGGCCCAUACCCGAAUCUACAACGACACCACCGACCGUCGCGAGGGAACAUCUGUCUGGACGGGCCUCAAAGAGGCUUGCAUGGACUGGCGUACGUGGGUUUUCUGCCUCAUGGACAACCUCCAUUUGUCUGCCAACGGCUUUAAGAAUUUCCUCCCUACCGUGGUAGGGACCCUGGAGUUCAACACCACAAUCACCCUCGUUCUCACCUGCCCGCCUUACGUCUUCUCGGCCUUCUUCUCAGUCCUAGUGCCGUGGUCAUCGGGCAAAUUCAACGAGCGUACUUGGCACAUUACUAUUAGCAAGCUCAUCGUUUGCUUGGGCUUUGUUAUGUCCGUCGCAUCCCUCAACAUGGGUGUCCGAUAUACCGGUAUCAUGCUUUUCGUUGGCGCCACAUACGGCGUCAACAACUUGAUUCUGGGAUGGACUUCGUCCGUCCUUGGCCAGACCGACGAGAAGAAGGCUGUCGCGAUCGCCAUGGCAAACACGCUUGGAAACGCUGCUAGUAUCUACACUCCUUACCUAUGGCCCGAUUCCGACUCCCCUCGAUUCCUCACUGCCAUGUGCUCCAGCAUUGCUUUCUCCCUAGGCGUCGUGAUCUGCGCCUGGUUCAUGAGAUGGGCUCUGAUCCGCACUAACGCGAAGAAGAGACGGGAAGACCCCAAUGCCACCAACUUCUAUGUCUACUAA